Molecule: messenger RNA, 2196 nt
Organism: Cottoperca gobio
Lineage: Eukaryota; Metazoa; Chordata; Actinopteri; Perciformes; Bovichtidae
Gene: c4h1orf52
Product: chromosome 4 C1orf52 homolog
Exons: 3
Coding region: 155-820 (221 amino acids)
Source: RefSeq, a predicted model, not a curated record
ACACUAGUUAAAAACAUUACGACUCUUUUGGAGGCUGAUUCAAAAUGGAGUAGAGCUCACAGGUACGAAUCCAACAAAUAGCUUUAUACUCAUCUUUUAAUAAUUUUUACUUUAACAGGUUGUUGAUCAUUAGAAAACAAGUAACCCCUGCAAAAUGACAGAAGAAAAGAAGUCAGGCUCUUUAGGUUUCUUUUCGAGCUACGACGAUUUAAGCGACAGCAGCGAUGGCAGCGACUCCGACGAGGAGGGGGAAAGUCGGAAGAAGAAGCCGGGGACUGACGCUCGGGGGAGCGGAGCUCAGUCCUCCCAACAAGGGACCAAACGAGCCGCCGGUGGAGCCCCGUUACCUAAACCUGACGAGCUGUUCGGCUCCGUGUCCAAGCCUGCCUUUCUCUACAACCCGCUGAACAAGGAGAUAGACUGGGAGAGUCUCACGGUCAAAGCUCCCGAAGAGCCUGCCAGAGAGUUUAAGCCAUGGAAGACAAACGCUGUACCCCCUCCUGAGAGCUACACUUCAGAGCCAGAGAAGAAGAAGGGACCUCCCCCAGGCAUGGAUAUGGCUAUAAAGUGGUCCAAUGUGUACGAGGAUAAUGGAGAAGAUGCACCGCAGCCCUUCACUGGCAACGCCCGGUUCUUACCAGGAGACGAGGAACCCUCUGAAUCAGAUGAGGAAUCAGAGAAGCAAGACCUGUCUUCCAAGAAACGUCGAGUGGAGACCUUCAAGCAAAAGGAGAAGAGGAAGAGGGACAUGGGACAAGCGACUUCUGACAAGAACUUCGUAGAGGAGGAGAAAAGGAUCCUCAGGCAAAAUGAUGAUUGAGGCCUAAACUCUCCUGCAACAAGGAAUCUGUUUCUAAUUUAAACAUUUUAUGUCAGCCGACAACGCUCAAAAAUAUUAGCACAGUGGUCAAGUAGGCGGUAUGCUGUAAACAUAAACAGGCGUUUUACCUAAUAUGUUGAUCAUUUGCAAUAUUAUAAUAUUUGUUUUGUUUUCAAAGGACUGUCGGCACACCAAAAAGUAUAGUAUAUAACAGUCCCACUGUAGAACUUUUUAAACUGAGAUUCUGGUAAAUCUCUUGGGACUAUUUUCCUAAAUUAAAGAGAAAUUCAGGUGUUUUCUGGUCUAGCUUGUGUUCUCAUAGUUUUGGUCAUCACCCCUCUUAGUUUUUACCCUCCAGCUCUCUUCCAAGGACACGGGGAUGAGGGAUAUCACAAAACACAGCUUUACAACGUGUACUGGGCAUUACCAAACAAGUGAUUAGACGGGUUUGAUCUCAGUUUGGCAUCACCUUUGCUUUACUUCCGAACAUGUAGUCUAGACAACAAGGUGAAAUGAGACUUGUUUAAACCUGCCUGCUUGCUCUUAUUUGAGUGUCGCUGUGUCCCUGGGUCUUUGCAAAGAAGUUGGUGAAUAAAAUGUUAUAACCAAUGAAGGCCGAAACUAAAACAAAUGAUAUUAACUUAAACGAGGGUUUAGCCUGCUGUGACACAUUGAACAUAAAGGAACAUAAAUGCAGUUAGUUGGCUUUGCCUCUUGUUUGCUUGAAUUAAAUAAGCUAAAAUAGCAGUGACGUCCAGCUGUGGUGGUUUACUUGGUCUAUGUUUGUCUUGUAUUAUACAAAAUAUCUAAUCACCGCUGACAUACGAAAUAUGUGUUUGUGUUGUGUUAAUAUGGUGACUUUCCUUUUAAAAAUGUGAUUUUAAAAUGGCUGUAAAUCUGUUAUUACAUUUCAAAAUGUUACUUGUUCUUCCUGCUUAUGGGCACUAGAUGUCGCCCUUGAGCUACACUAGAAAACUCUCCCUUCAUGUUUGUAGUGAAGUCUGCUGCACUUUGACUGUGUGAGCGUUGGGCAACCAAAUUUCAACCAGGGUCUGUUAAUACUGUUAGUCAGGAGGGGAGUUCUGAUCUUUGAUAUGGAAGUUAGUCUCAUCUCACUUAUCUUGAGAUACUUGGUGCAUACAGACUGUUUAUUCAGUCUCGUGUACCUUGUAUUACACAACACUUUAUGUCUGUGUGAAAUAAAAGUUCUUGCAUGUUUAGUAUCAGGAAAUGUUUGGAACAUUGUACUGUUUUAUAGACCUUUUGUUUCUGCCAGCAAAUUGCUAAUUCUGUGUAAACGGUUGUAUAAGGAUACUUUUAUAGUUUGUACUGUUCAUCAUAAACCACUUAGGCAAUAAAAGUAUUUUACUGGAGAA